CAGGCGGUGGGGCGGUGCCGGUCGAGCCCAGACCCGAGGUUUUAGAGGCAGAGUCAGGCGAAGCUGGGCCAGAACCGCGACCUCCGCAACCUUGAGCAGCAUCCGUGGAGCGCGCCUGCGCAGCUACGACCACAGCAGGAAAGCGCCGCCGGCCAGGCCCAGCUGUGGCCGGACAGGGACUGGAAGAGGACGCGGUCGAGAAGGUGUGCACCAGCCCUGGCAACGAGAGCGUCUGCCCCGAGCUCUGCCGGCCUUGAGGUGGGGAAGCCGGGGAGGGCAAUUGAGGACCCCGCGGAGGCGCGCGACUGGUUGAGCGGGCGGGCUAGCCUCCGAGCCGGGUGGACACAGGUUUUAAAACAUGAAUCCAACACUCAUCCUUGCUGCCUUUUGCCUGGGAAUUGCCUCAGCUACUCUAACAUUUGAUCACAGUUUAGAGGCACAGUGGACCAAGUGGAAGGCGAUGCACAACAGAUUAUACGGCAUGAAUGAAGAGGGAUGGAGGAGAGCAGUGUGGGAGAAGAACAUGAAGAUGAUUGAGCAGCACAAUCAGGAAUACAGGGAAGGGAAACACAGCUUCACAAUGGCCAUGAACGCCUUUGGAGACAUGACCAGUGAAGAAUUCAGGCAGGUGAUGAAUGGCUUUCAAAACCGUAAGCCCAGGAAGGGGAAAGUGUUCCAGGAACCUCUGUUUUAUGAGGCCCCCAGAUCUGUGGAUUGGAGAGAGAAAGGCUACGUGACUCCUGUGAAGAAUCAGGGUCAGUGUGGUUCUUGUUGGGCUUUUAGUGCUACUGGUGCUCUUGAAGGACAGAUGUUCCGGAAAACUGGGAAGCUUGUCUCACUGAGUGAGCAGAAUCUAGUAGACUGCUCUGGGCCUCAAGGCAAUGAGGGCUGCAAUGGUGGCCUAAUGGAUUAUGCCUUCCAGUAUGUUCAGGAUAAUGGAGGCCUGGACUCUGAGGAAUCCUAUCCAUAUGAGGCAACAGAAGAAUCCUGUAAGUACAAUCCCAAGUAUUCUGUCGCUAAUGAUACCGGCUUUGUGGACAUCCCUAAGCAGGAGAAGGCCCUGAUGAAGGCAGUUGCAACUGUGGGGCCCAUUUCUGUUGCUGUUGAUGCAGGUCAUCAGUCCUUUCAGUUCUAUAAAGAAGGCAUUUAUUUUGAGCCAGACUGUAGCAGUGAAGACAUGGAUCAUGGUGUGCUGGUGGUUGGCUACGGAUUUGAAAGCACAGAAUCAGAUAACAAUAAAUAUUGGCUGGUGAAGAACAGCUGGGGUGAAGAAUGGGGCAUGGGUGGCUACAUAAAGAUGGCCAAAGACCGGAGAAACCAUUGUGGAAUUGCCUCAGCAGCCAGCUACCCCACUGUGUGAGCUGGUGGACGGUGAUGAGGAAGGACUUGACUGGGGAUGGCGCAUGCGUGGGAGGAAUUAAUCUUCAGUCUACCAGCCCCUGCUGUGUCGGAUACACACGCGAAUCAUUGAAGAUCCAAGUGUGAUUUGAAUUCUGUGAUAUUUUCACACUGGUAAAUGUUACCUCUAUUUUAAUUACUGCUAUAAGUAGGUUUAUAUUAUUGAUUCACUUACUGACUUUGCAUUUUCGUUUUUAAAAGGAUGUAUAAAUUUUUACCUGUUUAAAUAAAAUUUAAUUUCAAAUGU
Messenger RNA from Nomascus leucogenys (northern white-cheeked gibbon), 1645 nucleotides. It is a transcript of the gene CTSL, whose product is annotated as cathepsin L. Gene Ontology annotation, cellular component: lysosome. The record is from RefSeq and is a predicted model, not a curated record. The transcript has 8 exons. Gene Ontology annotation, molecular function: cysteine-type endopeptidase activity. Bases 359 to 1360 code for a protein of 333 amino acids. NCBI's taxonomy places the organism in Eukaryota, Metazoa, Chordata, Mammalia, Primates, Hylobatidae. Gene Ontology annotation, biological process: immune response.